AGUCAUUUCCUCGGCGCUCGUGUGUUCGAUUAUUUCGACGGAAACGAAGAGAUACAUCACAGAUAUCGUCCUGCAUCGUUUUUAUACUAUUGGUUAUUUCAUGACUUAACGUUAGAGACUAGAAAGUAUUUUAAGUCAGAAGACGGAAAGAAAAGCCUGGAGACAUGAUGCAGUGCAUCUGGAACACAAAGUCUUAUGGAGCUCUCAGAAGAAAAGAUGUGGAUGAAUAGUGUCACCAAUCCUGAUAGUCCUGAUGUUUGAUGUCACUGAUGUCUUUGACAUGUUUACCUUCCUGACAUAAUGGAAGAAGAGAGUGAGAAAAUAAAGAUUCAAAGGGACAAUGCAGAACGACCAGAUUCACCUGGAUCCAGCUGUGUGUCCUUGAAGAGUGAACAGUCAACAGGAGAACCUCCCAACUUCAAAGAUGGAUCAGUCCAUCCAGACAGUGAAAAUGCAGAACGACCAGACUCACCUGGAUUCAGCUGUGUGUCCUUUAAGAGUGAACAGUCAAUGGGAGAAACUCCCAACUUCAAGGAUGGAUCAGUCCCUCAAGACAGUGAAAAUGCAGAAAAGCCAAACUCACCUGGAUCCAGCUGUGUGUCCUUCAAGAGUGAACAGUCAAUGGGAGAAUCUCCCAACUUCAAGGAUGGAUCAGUCCCUCAUGACAGUGAAAAUGCAGAAAAGCCAAACUCACCUGGAUCCAGCUGUGUGUCCUUCAAGAGUGAACAGUCAAUGGGAGAAUCUCCCAACUUCAAGGAUGGAUCAGUCCCUCAAGACAGACAGAAUUCAGUAUCUGUCUCUUCAGGAGAAACACAAACUGAGGAAAGAAAGACAGCUGGGACAGGUGGGAAGCUUCAAAAGAAGAUUAAAGACCAUCUAAAGCACAUUUUACAUGAGCUUGAGAAAAGAAUACAUGGAUUCAUAAAACAAGAGCUUGAAAUAUACAGGACACAUCUAAUGAAAAGCAACAUAAAAAACAAUGAUGUGGAAAAGGACACUUGGAAUUUGAAACAGGGAGUUCUGAAUAUGACACAGUACUUCCUGAAGAAAAUGAAUCAUGAGGAUCUUGCUGAGGCUUUACAAAAAGAACUGAUUGGAAUUCAAGAGCAUGCACUCAAAUGUAAACUGAGCGAAAAGUGUCGCCAUGUUUGUGAAGGAAUUGCACAACAAGGAGAGUCUACCAUCCUGAAUAAGAUCUACACAGACAUGUACAUUACUGAAGGUGCUGCUGGACAGGUAAACAAAGACCAUGAAGUGAGACUUAUCCAAAAAAACAAUGUAAAAGCAGAUGCAGGUCAACUUCAGCAGGAUGUUCAGAUCGAAUGCAAGAACAUGUUUGAACUUUUACCUGAACAAGAGAGGCCAAUCAGAACUGUGCUGACACAGGGAGUUGCAGGAAUUGGAAAAUCAAUCUGUGUGCAGAAGUUCAUUUUGGACUGGGCCGAAGAAAAAGAAUACAAAGACAUCCAGUUCAUAUUUCCUCUUCCUUUCCGGGAACUGAAUUUGAAGAAAGGACGUCAGAGUUUGAUGGACAUCAUCUGUUUUUUCUUCCCAGAGACAGAAGGACUGAGAUUAACAGAUCAGCACAAUAUCAUGUUCAUUCUUGAUGGACUGGAUGAAUGCCAACUUCCUUUGGCAUUCCAGAAAAACAACAAUAUGAAUAAUGUCUCUGAAGCAGCUCCACUGGAUGUUGUGCUGACAAACCUCAUCAAGGGAAAUCUUCUCCCCUCUGCUCAGAUCUGGAUAACCACUAGACCAGCAGCAGCCAGUAAGAUCCCUGCAGAGUGUGUUGACCGAAUGACAGAGCUGCGUGGCUUCAAUGAUCAGCAAAAGGAGCAGUACUUCAGAAAGAGAAUCACUGAUCAGGUUAUGGCUAACAAAUUAAUUGACCACAUUAGAGAAUCCAGGAGCCUCCACAUCAUGUGUCAUAUCCCAGUCUUCUGUUGGAUAUCUGCCACUGUGCUUCAGAAAAUUCUGGAAGAAACAGAGAGUGAGGAAACCCCAAAGACACUGACAGAAAUGUACACAUGCUUUCUGAUCUUUCAGGCAGUGCAGGGAAAUAUGAAAUACACUAGAAAAAAUGCUUUUGACAUACCAUGGGAUAAAGAGGCCAUUCUGGCACUAGGAAAACUGUCUUUUCAGCAUUUGGAAGAAAGCAAUCUGAUCUUCUAUAUAGAAGAUCUAGAAGAAUGUGGAAUUGACCCCAGUAAGAUACUGAUAUGCUCAGGACUGUGCACUCAGGAGACUGUCAGAUUUCUUGGUACAGUUUUCAGCUUUGUUCAUCUGAGCAUUCAGGAGUUCCUUGCUGCUGUGUUUGCAUACUUAUCGCUCAAAAAUGACAACAGGAACGUUUUUGAACCACAGUCCACAUCACAGGAGAGCAAAACAACAGAGCUCAUUGAUUUUCUCAAGACUGCAGUAGACAAGGCUUUGGAGAGUGAUCAUGGCCACCUGGACCUCUUCCUUCGCUUCCUUCUGGGUCUCUCACUGGAGUCUAAUGAGAAGCUCAUCCGAGGACUGUUGACUGUUGGACUGUUGACAGGAAGUAGUUCUGACUGCAGGAAGGAAAUAGUCGAGUACAUCAAGAUAAAGUUUAAGGAAAAUCCCUCUCCAGAGAGAUCCAUCAAUCUGUUCUACUGUCUGAAUGAGUUAAACGAUGAUUCUCUGGUGAAAGAGAUCCAGAGUUACAUGAGUUCAGGGCGUCUCUCUGAAGCUAAACUCUCACCUGCUCAGUGGUCAGCUCUGGUCUUUGUGCUGCUGACAUCUAAAGAGAAGCUGGAUGAGUUUGAUCUGAAGAAGUUCAUCAGAUCAGAGGAGUGUCUUAACAGACUGCUACCAGUGGUUAAAGAAGCCACAACUGCUCUGCUCAAUGAGUGUAACCUGACAGAGAGAAGCUGUUCAGCUCUCCUUGAAGUUCUCAAAUCAGAAUCCUCUACACUGACUCUGCUGGAUAUGAGCAAAAAUUCCAUACAGGAUUCUGGCAUGGAACUGCUUUGUGAAGGACUAAAGAGUUCAAAGUGUAAAGUGGAGACACUAAUUCUCAGUGAGUGUAACUUGACAGAGAGAAGCUGUUCAGCUCUGUUCAAAGUUCUCAGUUCAGAAUCCUCAAGAUUGACUCUGCUGGAUCUAAGCAACAAUGCUAUACAAGACUCUGGAGUAGAACUUCUCUCUGAAGGACUGAAGAGUCCACAAUGUAAACUGGAGAAACUAAGGCUCAGCCAAUGUAACCUGACAGAAAGAAGCUGUUCAGCUGUGCUCAAAGUUCUCAGCUCAGAAUCCUCUACACUGACUCUGCUGGAUCUGAGCAACAAUCCAAUACAGGACUCUGGAGUAGAGAUGCUCUGUGAAGGACUGAAUAGUUUAAACUGUAAACUGGAGACACUGAGGAUUAUCAAUGAUGAUCUAACAGACAAAAGCUGUUCAGAUUUAGCCAGAGUUCUCACUUCAUCCACUCUGAGAGAACUGGACCUGAGUAACAACAACCUGCAGGAUUCAGGAGUGAAUAAGCUCACCAGUGCACUGAAGAAUCCUUCCUGUAAAUUGAAGACUCUAAGUCUUUCAUUCUGCAGUGUAAAGGAGAAAGGAUAUGCUGAUUUGGCUUCAGGUCUGAGGAAAAAUGCAUCUUCAUGUUUAAUUGAGCUGGAUCUCAGAGGGAAUGAUCCUGGAGACACAGGAGUAAAAAAUCUGUCGGAUCCAAACUGUAAACUGAAUACACUGAGGCUUUUGAAAUCUGAGGCUGCAGAAGAGGCAUAUAAUUGUCUUAAAAAUAUUCUGAAUGAAGACCCCUUAACACAGAGAACUCUGGAUCUGAGUAAGACUGCACCGAAAGACAUCAACGUGAAAAACCUCUCUGCUCUACUGGAGGAUCCCCACUGCAGAGUAGAAAAGCUAAGGAUGUAUGAAGCCAGCAGUGUUACGUUUGAUAACUGUGCAGAUGUGAUUUCCGCUCUGAAUAUAAGUCCAUCACACUUGAGAGAGCUGGAUCUGAAUGGGAAUAUACUAGGCCAGUUAGGACUGCAGAAACUCUGUGAGCUACUGGAGAAUCCUCAUUGUAAACUGGAGAUUCUGAGGUUGAAAAACAGUAUUACAAAGGAAGGCUGUGGAGCUCUAAUGUCAGCUCUGUGUUCAAAUCCUUCACACCUGAUAGAGCUGGAUCUCAGUGGGAAUAAAUUUGGAAACCCUGGAGUGGAACAUAUUUCUUGCCUACUAAAGGACUCAGAUGGAAAAGUUAAAAGGCUAAAUCUCUCGAAUUGUGAUAUCACAGAAGGAGGAUAUGAUGCUCUGGCUUCAGCUCUAAAAUCAAACCCCUCAUCACGCCUGAUGGAGCUGGAUCUCAGAGGGAAUGAUCCUGGGGAUACAGGAGUGAGACUGCUAACUGAGCUAAUAGAAGAUCAAAACUGCAACCUGAAAACAUUGAGACUAUUGAACAGUGAUUCUGGAGAGAAAGCCUGUAAUACUCUGACUAAAGCUCUGAAAAAGGAUUCGUUUUUGCAGAGAGAGCUGGAUUUGAGUAGAAAAAUACAGAAGUCUUCACCCUGGAGAGAUGAGAAAGGACAAACCGGUUACCAGCAUCAAAAUAUUCCUAAAGAUCUCUCCAACGUUCUCAGUGAUCUUGAGAACAAAAUGACUGUGUUUAUGAAGCACGAGCUGGAAAUGUAUAAGAAAUGUCUGAAAAAGGAAAACACACCUUACUACAGAAAGGUCAAGCAAAUAAGGUGGAAUUUAAAACAGACAGUUCUUAAUAUGACACUGGAUUUCCUGAAACUGACGAAUAAUGAGGACGUUGCUGCUGCACUGCAAAAUGAGCUGAUAGGAAUUAUACAGCGUCCACUUAAAGAAGGAAUGAAAAAUAAAUAUCAUCAUGUUUGUGAAGGAAUUACAAAGCAGGCAGAAUCCACCAGUAUGAAUAAGAUCUACACAGAUCUGUACAUCACUGAAGGCGGAUCAGGACACGUCAACCACGAACAUGAAGUGAGACGUAUUGAGAAAAAUCAGAUGCAGCAAGAGGUACAGAUUGAAUGCAGGAACAUGUUUGAACUUUUACCUGGACAAGACAGACCCAUCAGAACUGUGCUGACACAGGGAGUUGCAGGUGUAGGAAAAUCAAUCUGUGUGCAGAAGUUCAUUUUGGACUGGGCUGAAGGUGAAGAACAUCAGGACAUCCAGUUCAUAUUUCCUCUUCCUUUCCGGGAACUGAACUUGAAGAAAGGACGUCACAGUUUGAUGGACAUCAUCAGUUUUUUCUUCCCAGAGACACAAGGCCUGAUAUUAACAGACCAGUACAAAGUCAUGUUCAUCUUUGAUGGACUGGAUGAUUGUAAACUUCCUCUGUCUUUUUACAAAAAUGAGAGUCUGGAAAAUGUCUGUGAAGCAGCUUCACUGGAUGUUGUGCUGACAAACCUCAUCAAGGGAAAUCUGCUUCCCUCAGCUCAGAUCUGGAUAACAACAAGACCAGUUGCAGCCAGUAUGAUCCCUGCAGAGUGUGUUGACCGAGUGUCAGAGGUCCGUGGCUUCAAUGAUCAGCAGAAGGAGGAGUACUUCAGAAAGAGAAUCAGUGAUCAAGACCUGGCUAACAAAAUAAUUGACCAUAUCAGAGAAUCCAGGAGCCUCUUCAUCAUGUGUCAUAUCCCAGUCUUCUGUUGGAUCUCUGCCACUGUGCUUCAGGAAAUUCUGGAAGAAACAGAGAGUGAGGAAACACCAAAGACACUGACGAACAUGUACACAUGCUUUCUGAUCUUUCAGGCAGUGCAGGGAAAUGUAAAAUACAAUGGAAAGGAUGACUUUGACAUACCAUGGGAUAAAGAGGCCAUUCUGGGACUAGGAAAACUGUCUUUUCAGCAUUUGGAAGAAAACAAUCUGAUCUUCUAUAUAGAAGAUCUAGAAGAAUGUGGAGUUGACACCAGUAAGAUAUCAGUGUACUCAGGACUGUGCACUCAGGAGACUGUCAGAUUUCUCGGUACAGUUUUCAGCUUUGUUCAUCUGAGCAUUCAGGAGUUUAUUGCUGCAUUAUUUGCAUACUUAUCGCUCAGAAAUGACAACAGGAAUGUUUUUGAACCACAGUCCACAUCCCAGGAGAGCAAAACAACAGAGCUCAUUGAUUUUCUCAAGACUGCAGUAGACAAGGCUUUGGAGAGUGACCAUGGCCACCUGGACCUCUUCCUUCGCUUCCUUCUGGGUCUCUCACUGGAGUCUAAUGAGAAGCUCAUCCGAGGUCUGUUGACUCAGACAGGAAGUAGUUCUGACUGCCAAAAGGAAAUAGUUGAGUACAUCAAGUCAAAGUUCAAGGAAAAUCCAUCUCCAGAAAGAUCCAUAAAUCUGUUCUACUGUCUGAACGAGUUAAACGAUGAUUCUCUGGUGAAAGAGAUUCAGAGUUACAUGAGUUCAGGACGUCUCUCUGAAGUUGAACUCUCACCUGCUCAGUGGUCAGCUCUGGUCUUUGUGCUGCUGACAUCUAAAGAGAAGCUGGAUGUGUUCGAUCUGAAGAAGUUCAUCAGAUCAGAUGAGUGUCUAAACAGAUUGCUGCCUGUGGUUCAGGAAGCCACAAGUGCUCUGCUCAGUGACUGUAACCUGACAGAGAAAAGCUGUUCAGUUCUGCUCAAAGUUCUCAACUCAGAAUCCUCUACACUGACUCUGCUGGAUCUGAGCUACAAUCCUAUAAAAGACUUUGGAGUAGAGCUUCUCUCUGAAGGACUGAAGAGUUCAAACUGUAAACUGGAGACACUGAAUCUUUCAUCCUGCAGUAUAACAGGGAAUGGAUAUAUUUCUCUGGCCUCAGCUCUCAAUCCCUCAUCUCCACUGAAAGAGCUGGAUCUCAGAGGGAAUGAUCCUGGAGAUACAGGAGUGAAAAUCAUGACAGACUUCUUACAGGAUACAACUUAUAAACUUAAACUGAGGCUGCUGAACAGCUCUGAUGCAGAGGAAAUCUGCAAGUCUAAAGAUCUGGGAGAAAACCUAUUACUGCUGAGAGAACUGAAUCUGAGAGGAAAAAUACAAGGAGAUUCAGGCAUGAAGCAGCUUUCUGCUCUACUGAAGGAUUUACACUGCAGAAUCAAGAAACUUAAGCUGAAUAACAACAACAUUGCAGAGGAUGGCUGUGCUGCUCUAUCAUCAGCUCUUUACUCCAAUCCUUCACACCUGAUAGAUCUGGAUCUGAGUGAGAAUAAACUAGGAAACUCUGGAGUGAAGCAGCUGUGUUCCUUCCUGAAUAAAACAGACUGUAAACUGCAGCAGUUGAAACUCUCAUUCUGCAGUAUAACAGAAGAAGGAUAUGCUGCUUUGGCUUCAGCUAUAAAAUCAAACCCCUCCUCUCUGCUAAAUGAGAUGGACCUCAGAGGAAAUGACCCUGGAGAAACAGGAGUGGAGCUGCUCACUAAUUUACAAAACGAUGCAGCCAGUAAACUCAAGAAAAUAAGGCUAUUAAAAAGCUCUGCUGCAGAGGAGGCAUUUGCUUCUCUGACUGAAGUUCUGGGAACAAACCCUUUACUGCUGAGAGAGCUGGAUCUCAGUGAGAAAAUACGAGGAGACUCAGCAGUGAAGCAGCUCUCUGAUCUACUAGAGGAUUCACACUGCAGACCCAAGAAACUUAAGCUGAAAAACAACAACAUUUCAGAGGAAGGCUGUACUGCACUAUCAGCAGCUCUUUGUUCAAAUCCUUCACACCUGAUAGAUCUGAAUCUAAGUGAGAAUAAACUGUUGACUGCAGGAGUGAAGCAGUUCAGUGCUGUGUUAAAGAAUCCUCAAUGUCAACUUCAGAAACUCAAACUUUCAUGCUGCAGUAUAACAGAAGAAGGAUAUGUUGCUCUGGCUUCAGCUUUGAAAUCAAACCCCUUCUCACUCCUGACUGAGUUGGAUCUCAGAGGAAAUGAUCCUGGAGAAACAGGAGUUCAGCUGCUCACUGAUCUACAAAAUGAUCCAAGAAGUAACCUGAAACGCAUUUUCUUCUUUGAUUAGAUUGAAUAAUUCUUCACUAGAUACACCUAGUGAAUAAUUAUGCUAGAACUGCUGCUGAGAAAAAAAGAAGCAAAAACAAACAGCACAGUGAAAAUCAGAAAAAGGACCGUAAGAGGAAGAGGAAGAUGAAGCUCUGGAUGACCAGGACUACCAAUAACCAAUGGCCAAAAUACUGAGGAAAAGGAUGGAGGUUUAUUCAGAGGACCAGAACACAACAUAGUGUGUUUGGAGGAGAGGGUUAUGUUUAAUCAAUGUAAAUAACAAAAAAAUGUACAAUUAGAAGGAAUAUGUCCAGAGAUGUAAGAACAAAAUACUACUAGCUAAAUUAUUUUUAGUUUCCAUAACAUUAGUCUGAGAGCGGAACACAGCAGUGCAGUUUUGUUUAUUGAUAUUUCUACUAGUAUUUUUUUCUACUAGAUAUUUUUUUUAAGCAAUACUUCUUAAAGCAAGAUAUUUGUCUAUGUUUAUUGCCAUGAUAUACACAAAUGCCACACUGUAAUGUCUGUUCUAUUUCAUCUGACUAUUUUCAAUGCAGCAACAUAUAUAGACAUAUAGAUUAAAUAUGUGGGGAAAAAAGGGUGCCACCAGCAAUGUAAGGAUAGGGUAUACAGUGUAAAAUAAGGUACAAAAAUGUUAAAUAUGUAUUCAUUUACCAACAGUAAAAAAAAAAUUGGUUGCUAUUAAAAUGUCCAUUAUUUUA
Molecule: messenger RNA, 8650 nt
Organism: Astyanax mexicanus (Mexican tetra)
Lineage: Eukaryota; Metazoa; Chordata; Actinopteri; Characiformes; Acestrorhamphidae
Exons: 34
Coding region: 301-7950 (2549 amino acids)
Molecular function (GO): protein binding
Source: RefSeq, a predicted model, not a curated record